GGACUGGUUGUUGCUGCUCAAGACCAAGCUCUUCGGACUCGGUACUAUGAGCGCAAGAUUCUACAUCGUGAUGUCAGUCCUACUUGCCGCAUGUGCAGUGUAGGCCUGGAGACAGUCGACCACAUUGUGGCAGGCUGUAGUGCUUUGGCACCGACGGACUACACUGAUCGACACAAUCAGGUGGCAUCCAUCAUUCACUGGGACGUUUGUCGCCAUUUUGGGGUUCCAGUGGAGAGCAGAUGGUACCGGCAUCAUCCUGAUAGGCUUGUGGAGACGGAUGACAUUACUAUGAUGUGGGAUACCACCAUCCCCACUGCCAGGAAGAUCAAAGCCAAUCGUCCAGACAUCUGUCUCAGAAAUAGGAAGACAAACACUUGUCUUCUUAUUGAUAUCAGCUGUCCUGCUGAUGGCAACAUUGGCAAGAAACAUGCUGAGAAGUUGGCGAAGUACAGCGACUUGCGAGUGGAGAUAAGCCGCAUGUGGCAUUGUCGAACACUGGUGGUUCCGGUGGUCUUGGGAGCUUUGGGCACAGUGCACGCAGACAGCCGUGAUGGUCUAAGUACUUCUGAAGCAGGGUUUGCUUCCGGUACUUGUAAUAGACUUUACAAACCAGACUGAUCUGGUUGAGCACGACACAUAAUAAUAAUAAUAAUAAUCCAGGUCUGUGUAGGCCUGGAGACAGUCGACCACAUUGUGGCAGGCUGUAGUGCUUUGGCACCGACGGACUACACUGAUCGACACAAUCAGGUGGCAUCCAUCAUUCACUGGGACGUUUG
Molecule: messenger RNA, 776 nt
Organism: Corticium candelabrum
Lineage: Eukaryota; Metazoa; Porifera; Homoscleromorpha; Homosclerophorida; Plakinidae
Exons: 2
Coding region: 91-618 (175 amino acids)
Source: RefSeq, a predicted model, not a curated record